Molecule: messenger RNA, 384 nt
Organism: Ambispora gerdemannii
Lineage: Eukaryota; Fungi; Glomeromycota; Glomeromycetes; Archaeosporales; Ambisporaceae
Source: the annotation of a GenBank genome assembly
AUGGCACAAAUUCGAUCUUUUUAUAUUUCAAAUAUAAAAAAUGAGUUAACUUUUUUUGGUCAAGAGUCAUCACCUAAUAAUUUACGAAAAUUAGUAACAUCAGCAACAUUUCUUUUUGAAGAUACUAUGGAAGAUAUAGAAGAUGCUGAAUUAGAAAUGGAUGAUAUUAAUUUAUCAGAACAUUUAGAAGUUAUUAAUCAAUUAGAUAUUGAAAAUGUGGUACAUUUAAAUGAUAAAACAUUUCGAAAUGAAGAAUCUGAUAUUAAUAGUGAAGAAUCACAGACUGAUAGUGAAGAAGAAAUUGAUGAUGAAGAAUUUAUUAUUAGAAGUAAAAAAGGACAAGAUAUAUUUGAUUUUAAUCCUGAAGAUUUAGUGACAGAUUUA